Molecule: messenger RNA, 750 nt
Organism: Geodia barretti
Lineage: Eukaryota; Metazoa; Porifera; Demospongiae; Tetractinellida; Geodiidae
Source: the annotation of a GenBank genome assembly
AUGAUGGCUGAGUUGAUGGGCAAGGCCACCGGGUGCAGCAAGGGCAAAGGCGGCUCCAUGCACAUGUUCAGUUCCGAGCUGAACUUCAUGGGCGGCUACGCCAUCGUGGGCGGACAGAUGCCCAUUGCCGCCGGUAUCGCGCUGGCGGUGCAAUAUCGCGGCGGCGAUCAGGUGGCGUUGUGCUUCUUCGGGGACGGCGCCGUCAACGAGGGCGAAUUCCACGAGGCAAUGAACCUGGCGGCCAUCUGGAAACUGCCGGUGAUUUUCUUCUGCGAACACAACCUCUACGGCAUGGGCGCUUCGUCCCAGGAAACCCUGGUGAUGUGGGAUUCGCUGCACGAAAUGGCCGCCGCCUACGGGAUGGCGCGCUACGAGGUGGACGGGAACGACGUGAUCGCCGUGCGCAGUUUGAUGCAAAAGGUGAACGCGGAAGUCAGGGCGGGCACCGGGCCGGCGUUCAUCGUAGCCAAAACCUAUCGACUGCGCGGACAUUCGGUCGCCGACCCGGCCAACUAUCGGCCCGAUGCCGAGGUAGAAUACUGGAUGUCCCGCGACCCAAUUCCCCGCUUUCGCGACUGGCUAACCGAGGAAGGCAUCGCCACCGUCGAGGACUUUGAAGAAAUCGACGCCAGCGUUGAGGAGGAAGUCGUCCAGGCCGCGGAAUUCGGUGAAUUAUCUCCCUGGCCGGCCCCUGAAGCGCUGUACGAAGGCGUUUACGCCGACCGACCGACCGAAGGUAUUCCUGCGUAA